Chrysemys picta bellii (western painted turtle) is the source of this 2264-nucleotide messenger RNA. RefSeq names its product choline/ethanolamine phosphotransferase 1 (gene CEPT1). Gene Ontology annotation, cellular component: endoplasmic reticulum membrane; Golgi apparatus. NCBI's taxonomy places the organism in Eukaryota, Metazoa, Chordata, Testudines, Emydidae. Gene Ontology annotation, biological process: phosphatidylethanolamine biosynthetic process. Gene Ontology annotation, molecular function: diacylglycerol cholinephosphotransferase activity; ethanolaminephosphotransferase activity. The record is from RefSeq and is a predicted model, not a curated record.
GUGUUUCCGUCUGGUCGUGUAGCUUCCGGCGGAGCGAGUUCUGGAGCUUCCCUGUGUGCGGGGCGAUUUGCUGUCCCGACUCAUCCCCCCCUCUCCCGCUGAGCGGGGCCAGGGCUUGGGCUUCCCUAAAACAUCGCUGGGACCAGCAGCCACUGGCAGGAAACCUUGCAAAAUUCCCUCCGGUUUCUCAGAAAAUCGGUGUCCUGGAAAGUAAAUGUAGCUGAAAGUCCUGCAAGCUCUAUGGGUUACUCAGCGACCUAGGGGUUUGUGGUAGCUUAGAAAAGUAGAUCAGAAUCUUAAGACUUCACAACUAUAACCUGCCAAAUAAAAAUUCCAAGGCUAACCAAUCCAUGAGUGGGCAUCGAUCCUCAAGGAAGCGAUGUGGAGAGUCCCGCUUAGAAUCCCCUAUGGAUUGUGGUCAUGUUCCUGCUACAGUGUGUGUGUUACGCAAGUUGGUUCAGUUGCCAACACCGCCAUUGUCAAAACACCAGCUAAAGCGGUUAGAAGAACACAAAUAUCAGAGUGCUGGACAGUCCUUGCUUGAGCCACUAAUGCAAGGUUACUGGGAAUGGCUAGUUGGAAGAAUUCCAGCCUGGAUUGCCCCAAAUCUGAUCACCAUUAUUGGACUGUUAAUAAACAUAUGUACAACAGUAAUAUUAGUGUAUUAUUGUCCAACAGCUGCGGAGCAGGCACCUCCGUGGGCAUAUCUUGCUUGUGCAUGUGGCCUUUUCAUUUACCAGUCUUUGGACGCUAUUGAUGGAAAACAAGCAAGAAGAACCAAUAGUAGUACUCCUCUGGGAGAACUUUUUGACCACGGUUGUGAUUCACUGUCCACAGUCUUUGUGGUUUUGGGAACUUGUAUUGCUGUGCAGCUGGGGACGAAUCCUGACUGGAUGUUCUUUUGUUGUUUUGCUGGGACGUUCAUGUUUUAUUGUGCACACUGGCAGACGUAUGUCUCUGGAACAUUGCGCUUUGGAAUAAUUGAUGUGACUGAAGUGCAAAUCUUCAUAAUAAUCAUGCAUUUACUGGCCGUGAUUGGAGGACCAUCUUUUUGGCAAUCAAUGAUUCCAGUGCUGAAUAUUCAAAUGAAAAUAUUCCCAGCUCUUUGUACUGUUGCAGGAACCAUAUUCUCCUGCACAAACUAUUUUGGUGUGAUCUUCACAGGUGGUGUUGGCAAAAAUGGAUCGACUAUAGCUGGAACAAGUGUCCUUUCACCCUUUCUUCAUAUUGGAUCAGUGAUCGUAUUAGCUGCAAUGAUCUACAAGAAAUCUGCUGUGCAGCUCUUUGAAAAGCAUCCUUGCCUAUAUAUACUUACUUUUGGUUUUGUAUCUGCUAAGAUAACUAACAAAUUGGUGGUUGCACAUAUGACCAAAAGUGAAAUGCAUCUGCAUGAUACAGCAUUCAUAGGUCCAGCACUUUUGUUCUUGGACCAGUACUUUAACAGCUUUAUUGAUGAAUAUAUUGUACUUUGGAUUGCCAUGAUCUUUUCCCUCUUUGAUUUGCUUCGCUACUGCAUCAGCGUGUGCAAUCAGAUUGCUUCCCAUCUACGCAUCCAUGUAUUCAGAAUCAAGGUCUCUUCCACACAUUCUAAUCACCAUUAGUGACUGGGUGGUUGCUGUGAUGAGAAAUACAAAACAAGUGUUUUCUAUAGGGAGGAAUAUGAACAUAUUUGAGACUAAGGCAAAAGGAGCAGAUAAGAACAAAUCUAAUUUAUAAUAAUCAACGUUGUAUAACUUUUAUUCUUUGUUACUGGUAACACUCCUUAACUAGUCUUUGCCUCUGAGAGAGUGAAUUCCAAGUACUCUCCAGUCAAACAUCAUGUAGUCAACUCUACUGGUUCUGUGCCCAGGAAAGCAUGCAGGAAGUAAUACUUUGUCUUUGUAAUUACCUUGAAUACAGAAUAAACUGUGGUGAAUGGAUCCCUAACAACUGAAAUUUCUAAUGUAGUAUAUUUACAAACAGCAAAAAAUGUGCUUUAUAAUUUUAAUAUUUCAUCAUCUUAGUGAAAUUCUUUAGUGUUCACUUGAAAUUUCUUUUACUAAAGAGCUGAGCUUGUAAAACAGAGAUAUCCCACUAGCUUGUGUGACUGAAAUAGCUGAAGGGACUUUCAGUCCAGAUUGAGGUGGUUCAUUUGCUUACAUAUACUGUUCAACAGUAUAUUUUUAGUGGGGCCCUGUCGGAGAAGGGCGUGACUAUCAGCAUGCAAUAUAGUGCGGUGUCUUUGUAAAUUAAUUUUUUUUAAAUAAAAAAAACUUAUUUCACAA